This is a messenger RNA of Echinostoma caproni, 414 nucleotides long. Lineage: Eukaryota; Metazoa; Platyhelminthes; Trematoda; Plagiorchiida; Echinostomatidae. The record is from the annotation of a GenBank genome assembly.
AUGCGAUGCAACUACGAUGCAGACGAGGCGCUGCAACGGUUACGUUUCCGAACCGUAUCUCCUGGUGAAAUCCCGGGCUACAUGGAGACCUGGUCCGAGGCAGACGCAACAGCGUUCGAGAAGGGCUUCGCCCUGUACAACAAAGAUUUCAAACAGAUUCGAGACACUCGAGUAAGUUAUUUCUUCUCAUCGGUGUCUUCACUAUGCAACCUACAUACUACAUUGAAAAUCGUGGUCCAUUCGGUCGAGAAUAUCUAUCUGUAUGUUAUUAGCAUCAGUACGAAACUCGAGAAAAAGUGGGUCUUGCAUUGUCUAAAUUCGCCUUGUAUUUCACCAACUAGCAAGAAGGGGGGUUUCAUUUCUCUGUCACUCACUGAUGCCAUUCACGAACAGGCCUUGGAAUUGGGACGCUAA